CAUGAUACAGAGAUCAAACGUGGUCUGGUCACAGAGGUCACUUUCACGACCGUCACUGUGGCCGGUGUCAUAGUCUGGGUUGAUGAGAACAGCGCUCCGUACUCAACCGAGGCGGUGAGUAUAGUCACAACUAUGGAGACAACUGCGACCGAACUCCCGUCUUUUGUUAUCCCGUAUACAUCUUCCAAGACUCCAGUGAUCACUUCUGCCCCAUUGACCUCCUCAUCCAUUUCUGUCGUAUCAUCCAUGGAUUCAAUCUCUUCAGUUAUCUCUUCAAUCCCGCCAGUUUUGGUUUCGGCCGCUCCUGCUGAAUCAUCUUCUCUGGACACGUCUUCGAUGGCUCCCAGCUCAAUUGCAGAACCUUCAUACGCUCCGCCACUGCCAGACACAUCGUCCACCGCUACCACGAAGUCGUAUACUACUUCAAGUCCGCAGGCAUCUUCCAACACUUGGUUUCCAAUCGGCGUUGCUUGGGAUGCCUUUUCUAUGAUCAACGGCCAGCCGCAAUGCAAGACAGAAUCACAGGUCGCUAGCGAAUUCGAAAUCAUCAAAGAAUACGAAGUCGUUCGAACAUACGGAAUUGGGUGCUCUCAAGUUGAUCUAGUAGUACAACACGCAGUUGCGAAUGGACAAAAGCUGAUGUUGGGUUUCUAUCUGCCAGAUGAGACACCGUCCGAUGCAGUUGAAGCGUUCUCUAGCGCCAUUGAGGAAUACGCGAAGAGCAAUUGGGAUGUGGUCAUCGCAGUCACAGUGGAGAAUGAACGAGCGUCAGAUCACCAACUUACCACCUCGGCUAUUGUCGAUGCAAUAAACCAGACUCGGGAGGGUCUCCGUGCGGUCCACUACGAUGGCCCGGUUGGAGCUGUUGAAACUGCAGCAUUUACUAUUAGCGAUCCGACCAUUUGCGAUAAUUCCGACCUCGCGUUCGUUAACAUCCACCCCUUCUUCGAUGAGAACACUGAGGCUCCAAAUUCUGGCCAGUUUGUUAAAGACCAGGUCGCCCUAGUCGAGAAAGUCUGUCCAAGCAAACGAGUUAUUGUUAUGGAGUCCGGGUGGCCAUACCAGGGUCAGGCGCAUGGCAAAGCUAUACCAAGCCGUGAUAACCAGAAGGUGGCCAUCGAGUCCCUCCGAAGCAGUUUUAGCCAAGACCUAAUCCUCCUAUCCCCGUUCGACUCCACUUGGAAGAUGGAGACCGCAGAGACCUUUUAUGCUGAGCGUCAUUGGGGCUUUCUCUCCACUUAAGGGACUCCUAUGGUCUACCGUGAUUCCCUGCUUUUUUUUUGGUUUUCAACCUGCAUGACAACAGCCUAGGUCUGUCCACACCAGCAAAGGGCAUCUAUUGCUAGGAUGAAU
Lindgomyces ingoldianus is the source of this 1353-nucleotide messenger RNA. Its product is annotated as glycoside hydrolase. The record is from RefSeq and is a predicted model, not a curated record. NCBI's taxonomy places the organism in Eukaryota, Fungi, Ascomycota, Dothideomycetes, Pleosporales, Lindgomycetaceae. Gene Ontology annotation, molecular function: glucan endo-1,3-beta-D-glucosidase activity; 1,3-beta-glucanosyltransferase activity. Gene Ontology annotation, cellular component: cell surface; fungal-type cell wall; extracellular region. The transcript has 2 exons. Gene Ontology annotation, biological process: cell wall organization. The coding region runs from base 133 to 1242 and encodes 369 amino acids.